Messenger RNA from Scheffersomyces coipomensis, 3143 nucleotides. RefSeq names its product chaperone ATPase (gene HSP104). The transcript has a single exon. NCBI's taxonomy places the organism in Eukaryota, Fungi, Ascomycota, Pichiomycetes, Serinales, Debaryomycetaceae. The coding region runs from base 287 to 3016 and encodes 909 amino acids. Gene Ontology annotation, biological process: cellular response to heat. The record is from RefSeq and is a predicted model, not a curated record. Gene Ontology annotation, cellular component: cytoplasm. Gene Ontology annotation, molecular function: ATP binding; ATP hydrolysis activity.
CAUUGGCAUUUGCUAUCAUUUUUUUGCAAUCUAACUAUGAUUACAUAAUCCGUUAGUCAUCAGUUAAAAGGUGACAAUUUUUUUCAGUUCUAGAAAGUUCGAGAUACUUCUGGUUUAUGUGCAGUCACUAACAAAUUGAUAAAUGAUCUGUCUGCUUCGAUAUCACCAUGUUCUAUAAAUAUGAUGAUACAUAACAUUCAACUUUAUCAUUCCUUUUUGAUGUUGUUUUCUCUUUCGUUUCUUAUUUAAUUUCAGUUAAUAACUAUAUAAAUUAUCAUAAGUUACAAUGGACGAAACACAAUUCACUGAUAACGCAUUAAAGAUUAUUAAUAAUGCUUCACAAUUAGCAAAGGAAAAUUCCAAUGCUCAAAUUGUACCAUUACAUUUCCUUGCUGCCAUGAUACCUACUGAUGAUGAAGCUAAUUCAACCUCAUAUUUAAGAACUUUGAUUCAAAAGGGUAGAUUUGAAUGGCCAGCAUUUGAAAGAACUGUUAAUAAACAUUUAGUAAGAUUACCAUCUCAAACUCCUGCUCCAGAUGAUUUAAGAAUGAGUUAUGCUGCUGGUCAAGUUAUACAAAAUGCAAUCAAGAUCAAAGGUCAACAAAAGGAUAGUUAUAUAGCUCAAGAUCAUAUAUUAUUGGCCUUGUUGGAUGAUCAAUCAAUUAAAGAUAUUUUAAAAGAAGCCAGUGUUAAAGUUGAAACUUUAAAAGCUCAAGCUAUUGAAUUAAGAGGUAGUCAAAGAAUCGACUCUAGACAAGCUGAUUCCUCUUCCAAUUAUGAAUUCUUAAAUAAAUAUUGUGAAGAUUUAACUGAAAAGGCUAGAGAAGGUAAAAUUGAUCCUGUCAUUGGUAGAGAAGAAGAAAUUAGAAGAGUUAUAAGAGUAUUAGCCAGAAGAACCAAAUCAAAUUCAGUUUUAAUUGGUGAUGCUGGUGUGGGUAAGACUUCUAUUGUAGAAGGUGUAGCCCAAAGAAUCAUUGAUGGUGAUGUUCCAAACGUUUUAGCUAAUUCAAGAUUAUUUGCCUUAGAUUUAGGUGCAUUGACUGCAGGUGCUAAAUAUAAAGGUGAAUUUGAAGAAAGAAUAAAAGGAGUUUUGAAUGAAAUAGAACAAUCCAAAGAAUUUAUUAUUUUAUUCAUUGAUGAAAUUCAUAUGUUAAUGGGUGAUGGUAAAUCUGAUGCUGCUAAUUUAUUAAAACCAAUGUUAGCAAGAGGUACCUUACAUUGUAUUGGUGCUACUACAUUUUCAGAAUAUAGAAAGUAUAUUUCCAAAGAUGGUGCUUUUGAAAGAAGAUUCCAAAAGAUUGAUGUUCCAGCUGCUACUGUUAAUGAAACUAUCGCAAUCUUAAGAGGUAUUCAACCAAGAUAUGAAAUUCAUCAUGGAGUUAGAAUCUUAGAUAGUGCCUUGGUUACUGCUGCUCGUUUAGCUUCAAGAUACUUGACGUAUAGAAGUUUACCUGAUUCAGCUGUUGAUUUAAUUGAUGAAACUGCUGCUGCUGUGGCUGUAGCCAGAGAUUCUAAACCAGAAGAAUUAGAUAGUUUAGAAAGACAAUUACAUUUAGUUGAAGUUGAAAUCAAUGCUUUACAAAGAGAUGUUGAAGCUGAUGCUGCUUCUAAAGAUAGAUUAGAAUUGGCUAACAGAAAGAAGGCUGAAAUUGAAGAACAAAUUAAUCCAUUAAGAGAAAGAUUUAAUCAAGAAAGAGCAUCUCAUGAUGUAUUAAUUGAAGCUAAGAGAAAAUUAGAUGAAUUAGAAAUUAAAGCUCAAGAUGCUGAAAGAAGGCAUGAUACCGGUUCAGCUGCUGAUUUAAGAUAUUUUGCCAUUCCAGAAGUUGAAAAAAGAAUAGCUGAAUUAGAAGAUAAAGUAGCUGAGGAAGAAGCUUCCAAUGGUCCUGAAUCAUUAUUAAGAAAUGCCGUUGGUUCAGAACAAGUGGCUGAAACUGCUGCUAGAUUAACCGGUAUUCCAGUUACUAAAUUAACUCAAGCUGAAAAUUCUAAAUUAAUCAAUAUGGAAAGUGAAUUAGCUGCUGGAGUUGUAGGUCAAUCAGAAGCCAUUAAAGCUGUUGCUAAUGCGGUUAGAUUAACAAGAUCUGGUUUAGCUAAUCCAAAUCAGCCAGCUUCAUUCUUAUUCUUAGGUUUAUCGGGUUCUGGUAAGACUGAAUUAGCCAAGAAAGUUGCUGGAUUCUUAUUUGCAGAUGAAAAAGCCAUGAUUAGAAUUGAUUGCUCAGAAUUAGGUGAUAAAUGGUCUGCUUCAAAAUUAUUAGGUGCUGCCCCUGGUUAUGUUGGUUAUGAAGAAGGUGGUAUUUUGACUGAAGCCUUAUUAAGAAGACCAUAUUCGGUUUUAUUAUUUGAUGAAGUUGAAAAGGCAGCUCCAGAAGUCUUAACUGUGUUAUUACAAAUCUUAGAUGAUGGUAGAGUUACUUCAUCUCAAGGUAAAGUUAUUAAUUGUUCCAAUGCCAUUAUCAUUAUGACUUCCAAUUUAGGUGCUGAAUACGUGAAUGCAGCAAGAACUGCUAAGAUUUCUCCUGAAACAAAACAAUUAGUAAUGGGAGCUGUUAAAGCACAUUUCAGACCUGAAUUCUUAAAUAGAAUUUCAUCUACCGUGAUAUUCAAUAGAUUAUCAAGAAAAGCCAUUGCUAAGAUUGUUAAGAUUAGAUUAGAUGAAAUUGAGAAGAGAUUUGCUGCUAAUGGUACGACCUUGAAAUUAGAAGUUGAUGAUGCUGCUAUUCAAUAUUUAUGUACCAAUGGUUAUUCACCAGAUUUAGGUGCUAGACCAUUAAACAGAUUAAUCCAACAAGAAUUAUUGAACCGUCUUGCAGUAUUAUUAUUAAAAGGACAAAUCAAAGAUAAAGAAACUGCUACAGUUACAGUUGGAGAAAAAGGUUUAGAAGUAUUACCAAACCAUGCAGCUGAUGACAUUGACAUGGAUGUUGAUGUUGAAGAUUGGAAGGAUACCGAUGAUGAAGACGAUGAUGAUGGUACCUUUGGUGAUUACGAUAAAUUAAGUAUUCCAGGUCUUGAUUAGUUUGAUUUGAUAUUUUGUUUGUAUUUAUAUUGGGUGUUUGUUAGACUCUAACAAACUGUAUUUUAAAAGACUUGUUAUAUAGGAUAUUAAUGCAUAUUUAAUUAAUAAAUUAAUAAAGUAAUUAAAA